UAUCUGCCGGGACAUAAACUUCCAACCAAUGUGGUGGCCGUUCCAGAUGUAGUAGAAGCUGCGAAAGACGCUGAUAUUCUUAUCUUUGUACUGCCGCAUCAAUUUAUACAUAAGAUAUGUAAAACAUUGUUAGGAAAUAUUAAGCCUACAGCAGUUGGCCUCUCUUUGAUAAAGGGUUUCGACAAAAAAGAUGGAGGUGGAAUUCAACUUAUCUCACAUAUAAUUGCCAGAGAACUCAACAUUCCUAUGGCUGUUUUAAUGGGAGCAAAUUUGGCUGCUGAAGUAGCUGAGGAAAUGUUUUGUGAGACUACUAUAGGUUGCAAAGACAAAAAUAUGGCUCUUACAUUAAGAGAUCUAAUACAAACAUCAUACUUCAGAGUUGUAGUUGUUGAAGAUGUUGAUUCAGUUGAAUGUUGUGGAGCACUAAAGAAUAUAGUAGCCUGUGGUGCAGGUUUUGUUGAUGGUCUAGGUCUAGGUGAUAAUACAAAAGCUGCUGUCAUCAGAUUAGGACUUAUGGAAAUGAUUAAAUUUGUGGAUGUAUUUUUCCCUGGUGGAAAGCUUGCGACCUUCUUUGAAAGUUGUGGCGUAGCGGAUCUUAUUACUACUUGUUAUGGUGGGCGCAAUCGUAAAGUUUCAGAAGCAUUCGUCAAAACUGGCAAGACUAUUAGUGAAUUAGAAAAUGAAAUGUUAAAUGGACAGAAAUUACAAGGUCCCUUCACAGCUGAAGAAGUAAACUAUAUGUUGAAAGCAAAAAAUAUGGAAAACAGGUUCCCACUUUUUACAGCUAUACAUCGAAUUUGUAUGGGUGAGAUUAAACCACAGGAACUAAUUGAAUGCAUACGCAACCAUCCAGAACACAUGGACGAUGACGUUAACGUAUCAAUGCUGCAACUACCUACACCGAGAUGCCAUCUGUGAAGAUUAUAAUGGAGGACACGGAAGAGACAACAUGAUUGGCGUAUUCAUGUUUAAAAAAUUGUUAUGAAUUUAUAGAUUAUUUUUGGGAUGUGAUAUAUAUUUAACAUACUAAAUAUUCAUACCAACUUGAUACAAUUCAGAGGAAAGAAUUACGACUAUCAUUAAUAAAACAUAACAUUUUUAUUCUCGGGAAACUAACAUAUAGAGGAAAAGCAUUUCAUUACCGCAUGUUCUUAAUAAUUACUUUUAAACCAUGUGUCUAAAUAUGAUUUGAUUCACUUGCUUUUUAUAAUCAAUGAAAUUUAUAAAAUUUACACAUUAAUAGAACUAUAUUUGAGUUGUGUUUCAUUUCUAAUUACAAUGUAAAAUUACAUAACAGCUAAUAUAUCCG
Molecule: messenger RNA, 1309 nt
Organism: Nomia melanderi (Alkali bee)
Lineage: Eukaryota; Metazoa; Arthropoda; Insecta; Hymenoptera; Halictidae
Gene: Gpdh1
Product: Glycerol-3-phosphate dehydrogenase 1
Biological process (GO): carbohydrate metabolic process; glycerol-3-phosphate catabolic process
Cellular component (GO): cytosol
Molecular function (GO): protein homodimerization activity; NAD binding; glycerol-3-phosphate dehydrogenase [NAD(P)+] activity
Source: RefSeq, a predicted model, not a curated record